AUGUCAUUAUCUAAUCCAAUUCCAUUAACAGACGUUGACACAGAGAAAAAGUUUCGUAAUUUUGUGGAAAUAACCGAUAAAAUUGAUCCAAUAGCGGCACGUGUUUAUAACACGUAUUUGUCUAUGCACACACAUCAAUGUGUUGAUUAUGUAAAGCAACGAUAUGAUGUUUGGUUAAAAUUCAAUCAUGCUCAAAUGUCUGUUUAUGAUGCUCUGGAACAAUUGUCAACAAUUGUCGAUGAAAGUGAUCCAGAUGUGGAUGUACCUAAUGUUUAUCAUGCAUUUCAAACAGCUGAAUCAAUACGCAAACAGUACCCGAAUGAUGACUGGUUUCAUUUAGUUGGUUUAAUACACGAUGUCGGCAAAAUAAUGGCAUUGUAUGGUGAGCCACAGUGGAGUACUGUCGGCGAUACGUUCCCUGUUGGAUGUCGCUUUAGCGAUGAAAUCGUUUAUAGUUCAACAACGUUCAAGGAUAAUCCCGACAUCAAAAAACCACUUUAUUCAAGUCAAUAUGGAAUAUACACGCCAAACUGUGGACUAGAAAAUGUUAUGAUGUCAUGGGGUCACGAUGAAUAUUUGUACCGUGUAUUGAAAAAUCAUCAACAGUGUACGCUACCGGAUGAAGCUUUUUAUAUCAUUCGUUAUCACUCAUUUUAUCCAUGGCAUACAAACGGUGCUUAUAUGUAUUUGUGCAAUGAGAAAGAUCUUCAAAUGUUAAAACUGGUGCAAAAGUUUCAAAAGUUUGACCUGUACACCAAAGAUGAUGAGGCUUUGCCGGAUUUGGAUGAAUUAAAAGGCUAUUAUCAGAACUUGAUAAAAAAAUAUAUCCCAGGUGUUUUAUCGUGGUAA
Didymodactylos carnosus is the source of this 849-nucleotide messenger RNA. NCBI's taxonomy places the organism in Eukaryota, Metazoa, Rotifera, Eurotatoria, Philodinida, Philodinidae. The record is from the annotation of a GenBank genome assembly.